Glycine soja is the source of this 3062-nucleotide messenger RNA. Its product is annotated as TPR repeat-containing thioredoxin TTL1-like. Gene Ontology annotation, molecular function: protein binding. Lineage: Eukaryota; Viridiplantae; Streptophyta; Magnoliopsida; Fabales; Fabaceae. Gene Ontology annotation, cellular component: cytoplasm. The transcript has 7 exons. The record is from RefSeq and is a predicted model, not a curated record. The coding region runs from base 393 to 2429 and encodes 678 amino acids.
AAGAAAGAAAGAAGAUAGAAGAGAGAGAGAGUGAGAGAGAGAGAGUGAGAGAGAGAAAGCUGUCUCGUGAAGCAGCAGGUGAAGCUCAAGCAAAAGAAAAUAAAAGCUCACCUCUUUCUUCCCUUCUCUCUUUCUUCUUUCUUUCUUUCUUCCUUCUUCUCCAUUCUCUCUCUCUCUCUCUGCAUAUCUUUCCACACUUCACAACACAACGCACCCCAUUUUCUCUCUCUAACAAUUCAUUCUUCAGUUUCACGAGAUCCCCAUCACCGCUUGUGGCAUUGCUGCUGCAAAUUCACAGAGAGAGAAAGGAAAAAAAAAAUUUUUAAGAUACCCUUCUUGUUGUUUCGGUUAGUGAGCGAGCGAGUGAGUGAGAAGAAGAAAAAGAAUAAAACAUGUCACAUUCCGGGAAGAAACCCGUGUCGUCCGAGUUAGGGCUCACCGAGCGGUUCCGCGACUCACUGAGUUGCUCCGACGACAACAAACCCGAUUUCCGAGAACUCGAUUUGAGUUCGCCGGUUUCAACAUUGCGGCCACGUCAGCACCACAGUGCGCCCACCACAACGAGUAGCAGUAGCACGAGCACUAGCAGCGGCUCGACCGGGUCCGGUUCGGGUCGGAACGGAAACAAUAACGCGGUUUCGAAGAGAUCUCAUUCUGGUGAGUUGUCUGGGUCGAGCGAGACCAAUAGUCCGACCCGGGUUUCGAAACCGGGUCACCGGAGAUCCAAUUCGGGUCAAAGCCAGAGAUCUCCUUCGUCGUCCUCCUCCGCUGUCAAUUCUCCGCCGCUGAACGUUCUCCCGGCCGGGAACAUCUGCCCGUCCGGAAGGGUUCUCAAGGCGGCGACCGCGGCCGUGGCGCCAAGCCGGAGCUCCAGGUCGGAUGUUCUGGGCUCCGGCACGGGGAAUUACGGCCACGGGAGCAUAAUGCGAGGUGGAAAAGGUGGCGGCGGCGGCGGCGGUGGUGGUGGUGAUGUGAGGAUCGCUGGCGAAUCGGCGAAGGGCGUGGAUCCGGAGGAGGUGAAGAGGAUUGGGAAUGAAGAGUAUAAGAGAGGGCACUUUGUUGAGGCGUUGUGUUUGUAUGAUCGAGCAAUUGCAAUGUCUCCCGGCAAUGCCGCUUACCGGAGCAACCGUGCGGCGGCGUUGACCGGUUUAGGACGGUUGCCGGAGGCGGUGAAGGCGUGUGAGGAGGCUGUGGGGUUGGAUCCUAAUUAUGGGAGGGCGCAUCAGCGCUUGGCAAUGUUGUUUCUCAGGUUAGGACAGGUUGAGGAUGCUAGGAAGCACCUUUGUUAUCCUGGCCUGCAGCUGGAUCCUGCUGAGUUGCAGAAGUUGCAAAUUGUGGAAAAGCAUAUUAACAAAUGUGGCGAUGUACGGAGGAUACGAGAUUGGAAAGGUGUACUGAGGGAGGUUGAUGCUGCUGUUGCUGCUGGAGCAGACUCUUGUGUUCAGCUCUUUAUGUGUAGAGCAGAAGCCCUUCUCAAGCUACACCAGAUUGAUGAUGCUGAAUCAUGUAUAUCAUGGAUUCCCAAAAGCAAGCCACAUCCUGGUUCCUUAUCACAGGCAAGAUUUUUUGGGAUGUUUUCUGAGGCUUAUUGCUUCUUCGUUAGAGCUCAGAUUGAGAUGGCUUUUGGAAGGUUUGAGAACGCAGUUACAACUGCUGAGAAAGCUAGUCAGAUUGACCCCCGAAACGUUGAAGUUGCUGUUUUGCUCAACAAUGUGAGGAUGGUUGCUAGAGCUCGAUUGCGUGGUAAUGAUCUUUUUAAAUCAGAAAGGUUCACUGAGGCAUGCUCGGCAUAUGGGGAAGGUUUGAGGCUCGACCCUUCAAACUCUAUCCUCUAUUGCAAUAGAGCAGCAUGUUGGUUUAAGCUUGGGCAAUGGGAAAGAUCAAUUGAAGACUGCAAUCAAGCUUUACACAUCCAACCUGAUUACACUAAAGCCAUUCUUCGAAGGGCUGCCUCAAAUAGCAAGUUAGAAAGGUGGGAAGAAGCAGUAACAGAUUAUGAGCUUUUGCGGAGAGAACUACCAGAUGACAAUGAAGUUGCCGAAAAUCUGUUUCAUGCGCAAGUAGCAUUAAAGAAAUCACGUGGGGAAGAAGUGCAUAAUUUAAAGUUUGGUGGUGAAGUGGAGGACAUAUCAGGUCUUGAGCAGUUUAGAGCGGCAAUAUCUUUACCAGGUGUUUCUGUUGUCCAUUUUGAAACUGCGUCAAACUUGCAAUGUAAGCAGAUAUCGCCAUUGGUGAAUACACUAUGCAGUCGUAAUCCAUCUAUUAACUUCCUCAAGGUGAAUAUUCAAACAAGCCCCGCAGUCGCUGCUGCUGAGAAUGUUAGGGUUGUACCAACCUUCAAGAUCUAUAAAAAUGGCAGUCAAGUGAAGGAAAUUAUAUGUCCUAGUCAUGAUAUGUUGGAACACUCCAUUAGGCAUUACAGCUUGUAGAACUCUUGACCUUGUACUGCUUCUGAUGUAUACUCCAUUUCUACCCCGCCGCUUGAACAAGCUGCGCAACUCUCCACAGUUCAUCCAGUCUUAUGAUCCCCUCACAAAAUGGUCUUUUGAUACUUGUGACAUUCAGAAACCACAUAAUAAUCUUGUUAGCAGCCAGUGCCCGUGGAACCAGGACAUAAUCUAGUUCCUUUUGCAGUUGUUAUUUAUUCAUUCAUUCCUAAUUACUUUCUGGUUCCAUGUUCCUCCAACUUUCCCUCUGUCAAUUUUCUUUAGUCUUCUCCUUUUCAGUUCAUGUAGACCAGCUUUUCUUGUAUCCCCAGUUUCCUUAUGGGUGAAAAAAAGGGAGAUUUUUAUGUCUGUACAAUUGAUUAAAUUGUCAGUUUAUAUUUACCUUUAAGAUAGAUAGACAAAAGGGAGAGGAGGGGUUGGUCUGCUGCUAGAGGAGGAUUCUGUACAUGUAUAUAUGUGUUGAUUAUAUACCAAACACUGGAAAGCCUUAGAGGGAGAUAGGAUGAGUGGUGGGUACCUAAUGGUUGGUGAAUUGAGGAUGAAUAUGUUGUUGUUAUUAUUAUUAUUAUUAUGUCUUAGCCAUUUAAUCAAUAAAAUUUCCCAUUUUUUCUGUUA